This is a messenger RNA of Colletotrichum scovillei, 7494 nucleotides long. RefSeq lists its product as uncharacterized. The transcript is spliced from 6 exons. Lineage: Eukaryota; Fungi; Ascomycota; Sordariomycetes; Glomerellales; Glomerellaceae. The record is from RefSeq and is a predicted model, not a curated record. Gene Ontology annotation, biological process: cell adhesion. The coding region runs from base 1 to 7494 and encodes 2497 amino acids.
AUGAAACGAAUUUCUGCUCUUGCCACUGCCAUGAGCUUCGUGGCUCUUCUCCCAUGGCCGGGCUUAGCAAGUGUAGAUUGUCCAACCACUGGGCCUGGUGCGAGUCCUACGACCGUUCAGCCCAUGGAGAUUGUUCAUUGCAUCCCACUCCAUCUCAGUACUUCAGUGUCUCUGAAUACUACAUUCACUGUUAUGGGCACUCCGGUCACAAUCUCCAACGCUCCAACCUUGGUAACCUCUGACUUUUUGGCUACGACUACGGUCACCUACCUUUCUCCUGUCAAUUCUCAAUCGCCCUACGCAGGUCCUUGCGUCACAGUCACGGCAGCACUGCCCCCCGGAUCAAAGCCUUCUACUAUUGUCAUCCCCCCCCAAGGUGGACAGGCUACAGGAACCAAGUACAUCUGCUCGCCGCUUGAGUCUAAUAUGCCGUGGUUGCCGGGCUCAGGCAACCCAACCGCCGGCGGCAAGUCUCCAUACACGGGAAGCCUGACGACGGUCACCGCUCCCUAUGCGGGCUCGGCUAUGACAACGUUGACGAUUCCCCCUGCUGGAAGUGACCAGACAGGCACUGUGCUCGUCCUCAAGCCCACGCCCAAUAACGGAGAUGCCCCUUUCAACGGCCCCUGCGCGACGAUAACAGUUCCUGGAGCCGGCACAGCAUUGACAACUUUGACUGUGCCUCCAUCGGGAACUGAUCGAACUGGCACUCAGAUUAUUUGUCUUCCCUCCGCUUCAGGAGGUUUGGUGACCAGCACGUCGACUGGCACCCAGCCUGGUCAGACGGGACUACUCACUCUUCCUCCCGGAAAGCCCGGCGAUCCGACUACCAUCGUCACGAUUGUUCCUCCUGGAGGUACGGUAACGUCUACGUCAACAGGAACUCAACCUGGCCAGACAGGCCUGAUUACUCUUACGCCUGGAAAGCCCGGCGAGAUCCGACUACCAUCGUCACGAUUGUUCCUCCUGGAGACAGGCCUGAUUACUCUUACGCCUGGAAAGCCCGGCGACCCAGUCACCAUUGUCACGAUUGUUCCUCCUGGAGGCACGGUAACGUCGACGUCAACAGGCACUCAGCCCGGCCAGACAGGCCUGGUUACCCUUACGCCUGGAAAGCCCGGCGACCCAGUCACCAUUGUCACAAUCGUUCCACCUCCGUCCGGAGGAUUUGUUACUUCUACGUCGACUGGCACUCAACCUGGCCAGACAGGCCUGAUUACCCUUACGCCUGGAAAGCCCGGCGACCCAGUCACCAUUGUCACGAUUGUUCCUCCUGGAGGCACGGUAACGUCGACGUCAACAGGCACUCAGCCCGGCCAGACAGGCCUGGUUACCCUUACGCCUGGAAAGCCCGGCGACCCAGUCACCAUUGUCACAAUCGUUCCACCUCCAUCAGGAGGAUUUGUUACUUCUACGUCGACCGGCACUCGGCCCGGCCAGACUGGGCUUUUAACUCUGACGCCUGGCAAGCCCGGUGAUCCCACAACGCUCGUUACUAUUGUCCCUCCUCCUACAGGGGGAAUAGUAACAUCUACGUCGACUGGUACCCGCCCAGGUCAAACCGGAUUAUUGACUCUCACGCCCGGCAAACCUGGAGAUCCCACCACGCUCGUUACUAUUGUGCCGCCUCCAAGCGGCGGGAUAGUCACCGUGACUUCAACCGGCACUCAGCCAGGACAGACUGGACUAUUAACUCUCACGCCCGGGAAACCUGGAGAUCCCACCACGCUCGUUACUAUUGUGCCGCCUCCAAGCGGCGGGACAGUCACCGUGACUUCAACCGGCACUCAGCCAGGACAGACUGGACUAUUAACUCUCACGCCCGGCAAGCCUGGAGAUCCCACAACGCUCAUUACUAUUGUACCGCCUCCUAGCGGCGGACUGGUCACGGUCACUUCAACAGGAUCUCAACCUGGGCAGACUGGUCUUUUCACUCAGACACCUGGCCGCCCUGGCGAUCCAACAACAGUCGUCACAACGCUCAUUACUAUUGUACCGCCUCCUAGCGGCGGACUGGUCACGGUCACUUCAACAGGAUCUCAACCUGGGCAGACUGGUCUUUUCACUCAGACACCUGGCCGCCCUGGCGAUCCAACAACAGUCGUUACCAUAGUACCCCCUCCCGGUGGACUGGUCACGGUCACUUCAACAGGAACCCAACCUGGUCAGACUGGUCUUCUCACUCAGACGCCUGGUCGCCCUGGCGACCCAACAACGCUCAUUACUAUUGUACCGCCUCCUACUGGCGGCUUCGUCACGAUCACUUCAACAGGAUCCCAACCUGGUCAAACUGGUCUUCUCACUCGGACGCCUGGUCGCCCUGGCGACCCAACAACGCUCAUUACAAUUGUACCGCCUCCUACUGGCGGCAUCGUCACGGUCACCUCUACAGGGUCGACCACUGGCCUCAUUACUCAGACACCCGGACGACCAGGAGAUCCAACCACAGUCGUGACCCUGGUGACACCUCCCGCCGGUAGAUUGAUCACUAUCACAUCCACUGGCUCGACUACUGGCCUCAUUACUCAAACACCUGGAAGACCCGGCGAUCCAACCACAGUCGUGACACUUGUGACGCCUCCCGCUGGCGGCAUCGUCACAGUCACCUCUACAGGGUCGACAACUGGCCUCAUUACUCAGACACCGGGACGACCAGGAGAUCCAACCACAGUCGUGACACUUGUGACGCCUCCCGCUGGCGGCAUCGUUACAAUUACUUCUACUGGCUCGACUACUGGCCUCAUUACUCAGACACCGGGACGACCCGGUGAUCCAACCACAGUCGUGACCCUGGUGACGCCUCCCGCUGGCAGCAUUGUCACAAUUACUUCUACUGGCUCGACUACUGGCCUUAUCACUCAGACACCUGGAAGACCCGGUGAUCCAACCACAGUCGUGACCCUUGUUACGCCUCCCGCCGGUGGAUUGACCACUGUCACCUCCACAGGCUCGACAACUGGGUUGACCACUUUGACGCCCGGGCGCCCUGGUGACCCUACCACUGUCGUUACUUUCGUCACGCCUCCAGCUGGGGGAUUGACUACAGUUACCUCGACGGGAUCGCAGACUGGUCUCACGACCCUGACGCCUGGAAGACCCGGAGAUCCUACUACGGUAGUGACUAUUGCGACUGGCCCUCCUCUUGUGACCGUUACGUCGACAGGUUCGACCACUGGUUUGACUACCCUCACACCCGGAAGGCCUGGAGACCCUACUACAGUCGUCACUUUCGUUACUGGUCCUCCUUACGUCACGGUCACUUCAACAGGCUCAUCGACUGGUCUAACCACUUUGACACCUGGAAGACCUGGAGAUCCUACUACUGUAGUAACUAUUGCGACUGGUCCUCCUCCUGUGACCGUUACCUCGACAGCCUCGACGACUGGUCUGACCACGCUGACUCCUGGAAGGCCUGGAGAUCCUACUACCGUCGUCACUUUCGUUACUGGUCCUCCUUACGUCACGGUCACUUCAACAGGCUCGCAAACUGGUCUUACCACCUUGACACCUGGAAGACCUGGAGAUCCGACCACCGUAGUGACUAUUGCGACCGGCCCUCCUCCUGUGACAGUCACUUCAAUAGGCUCGACGACUGGGCUGACCACGCUGACUCCCGGAAGGCCUGGAGACCCUACUACAGUUGUCACUUUCGUCACUGGUCCCCCUUACGUCACGGUCACAUCGACAGGCUCUUCAACUGGUUUGACUACGCUUACACCUGGAAGCCCCGGAGAUCCUACGACUGUUGUUACAAUCGCAACUAGCCCGCCUCCCGUUACAUUGACCUCUACUGGCACAACUACAGGCCUCACCACGGUUCCAGGAGGUCCCGGGGGCCCAGCUACAGUUAUCACGAUCGUUCUUCGAAAGGGAUUCCUGGUUACGCUCACGUCUACCGCGACCACAACUGGACUUACGACGAUUAUCCCAACCGAUCCAUUUGACGGCACUACCAGCGUAAUCACGUUCGUCACACCGCCAGCCCCGGUGACUCUUACAUCUACGGGUAGUACAACGGGUCUCACCACGGUUCCUCCUGGUCCUAGCGGAGGUCCUCCAACUGUCAUUACGAAGCCCUCUUCCGCCGGUGACCGUGACAUCGACGGCAUCAACUACUGGCUUGACAACUCUUCCGCCCGGACCAAGUGGUGGUCCCUCGACAGUUGUUACUUUUGUGACCCCUCCGGCGAGUCCUUUGUCUCCCGUAACAGUCACAUCAACGGCGUCAACAACUGGUCUAACUACUCUCCCCCCUGGGCCAAGCGGCGGUCCCUCGACGGUUGUUACUUUUGUCACUCCCUCGGCGAGUCCUCUUCCUCCUGUGACCGUUACAUCGACGGCCUCAACCACUGGUCUGACAACUCUACCUCCUGGGCCAAGCGGCGGUCCCUCGACAGUUGUUACUUUUGUGACCCCUCCGGCGAGUCCCCUUUCUCCCGUAACCGUCACAUCAACGGCGUCAACCACCGCGGUGGUCCUUCGACUGUAGUCACUUUUGUUACACCCUCGGCAAGUCCUCUUCCCCCUGUGACCAUUACAUCGACGGGUUCAACCACGGGUUUGACAACUCUACCUCCUGGGCCAAGCGGUGGCCCGUCCACUGUGGUCACAUUUGUCCCUCGUAUUACUGGCUUCUUGGUGACUCUCACAUCUACAGCCAGCCAGACAGGACUCACCACCAUUGUCCCAACGGAUCCGGCGGGCACUACGAGCAUCAUCACGUUCGUCACGCCCAGCGCUCCCCUUACGCCAGUCACAGUCACUUCAACGGCAUCCACCACCGGCUUAACCACUCUUGCCCCUGGUCCCAGUGGUGGUCCUUCAACUGUCGUGACUUUUGUCACUUCCACCACUCCUCUUGCGCCAGUUACUGUCACGUCAACGGCGUCAACCACCGGCCUGACAACUAUUCCUCCUGGCCCCAAUGGUGGCCCUACAACCGUCGUCACUUUUGUACAGCCUCCUACUGGCUUCAUUACAACAGUCGUGUCAACGGGUACCCAGACCGGUGUGACAACUCUGCCCCAAACCAACCCAACCGGCACAACCACUGUCGUCUCCUUCGUGCCCCCGAUUACAGGUGCUAUCACAACUGUGGUCUCUACAGGAACCCGGACAGGCCUUACGACGCUGCCCCAGACCGACCCAGCUGGCACAACCACUGUCGUCUCCUUCGUGCCGCCGAUUACAGGUGCUAUCACAACUGUGAUUUCUACGGGAACCCAGACGGGCGUCACAACGCUUCCCCAGACCGAUCCGGCUGGCACGACCACGGUCGUCUCGUUUGUGCCGCCGAUUACAGGUGCUAUCACAACUGUGGUCUCUACGGGAACCCGGACGGGCCUUACGACGCUUCCUCAAACCGACCCAGCCGGUACGACUACCGUCGUCUCCUUCGUGCCGCCGAUUACAGGUGCUAUCACAACUGUGGUCUCUACGGGAACCCGGACGGGCCUUACGACGCUUCCUCAAACCGACCCAGCCGGUACGACUACCGUCGUCUCCUUCGUGCCGCCGAUUACAGGUGCUAUCACAACUGUGGUCUCUACGGGAACCCGGACGGGCCACGACGCUUCCUCAAACCGACCCAGCCGGUACGACUACCGUCGUCUCCUUCGUGCCGCCGAUUACAGGUGCUAUCACAACUGUGGUCUCUACGGGAACCCAGACGGGCCUUACGACGCUGCCUCAAACCAAUCCAGCCGGUACGACUACCGUCUUACAGUGAAGCUCUACAAGAACAAUCACGGACUCAACACUGGCGGCUAUCAAGGUGGCUCGGCCUCCCCACCUAAUCUCAACGGCGUGACGCCCAUUGCACAGGGAACAUCCAACGACCUUGGAUUUCCCCAAUUCAAUACCGGCACGUCCGAUUAUGUGCCUGGUUCGACACGAACUGUCGCUGGUCUUACUGUCGAUGCAAACAACUUUACUGCACUGUACACUGGCUAUUUCCAGCCUACUGUAUCUGGUCUUUGGACCAUCUGUCAAUCGGCGGAUGACGUCUCGUAUCUCUACCUUGGUAGUGGAAGCGCUUUUUCAUGUGGAAACCCAAGUGACCAAGGAGGUACUGCCUUGAGUUCAUCAUUCAGCUACGCACCUGUUUGCAGGACUCGAACGCUGGUGGCAGGCCUGCUGUAUCCGUAUCGAGAGGUUUUCGGCCAGAUCCAAGGAUAUUCAUUCCUCAACGUUUCUUUCACUCCUCCUGGAGGCACUGUUUCGAGCUCUUUCCCAGGAUAUCUCUAUCCUGAGGACUCCAGCUGCGUUCCAGGUGGUGGCAGCACGACUUCAUCGACCUCCUCUACCACUGCUCUAACUCCAGUCACUGUGACUUCAACUGGAUCCUCAACUGGAUUAACAACUCUGACCCCAGGUCCCAGCGGUGGUCCUCCUACUGUUGUCACUUUUGUCACUCCUUCAGCAACCCCUAUUCCACCAGUGACCGUCACUUCAACUGGAUCCUCAACUGGACUAACAACCCUUGCCCCUGGUCCCAGCGGUGGUCCUACUACUGUUGUGACUUUCGUUACGCCUACUCCGACUACAGUCACCAUAACUUCAACCGGUACUACUACAGGACUUACAACGAUUCCGCAAAGCGGAACUGUGCCAGGCACCGUCAUCACCAUCGCUUGUCGUACUGUGACCCAAACGCAAACAAUUUCGGCCAGCGGAGCUGCGGGUACUCAAGCUUCUUUUGUUGUGCCUGCAUGUGCAAGAACCGCGACAUUCAGGAUCAAGGGUGGUGAUGGUGGUGGAACUGGCCGGGAGUCAGGUGUCGGUGAAUUGAUUCUUGGAAGUCUCGCCGUCACACCCGGUCAGACAUAUGUCGCCAUUGCUGGCGGCGCGGGAAAUAUCAACAUUCAGGGAACCAGUGCAUAUGGUAACGGCGGUACAGCGGUCGAUGGUGGCGGCGGAGGCGGUGGAGCAUCUGCCAUUCUCAUUGGCGGUGCGGAGGUUGUCGUUGCUGGCGGAGGCGGAGGCGGAGACAUUUACCUCUAUGGAUAUCCCACCGAUGGACGACCAAACACAGUCACAAUUACCUCCGAUGCCAACAGAGGCCAAGGCGGCUCUCCAGGACUACAAGGCGUUGGCAGAUAUACAGUUGAUGAGGGAAAUACUGGAACAACUGGCUUUUACAACGUUGCUCGAGGUGGAGGUGGUGGCACAGCUACUGGAGCAGGCGCUGGUGGAAUAGCUGGCGGUACUACCACUGCACAAGCGAACGGCAACGCUGGAUCUGGUCACAACGGUGGAGCAGGUCUUUCUACUCGAAACACAGGAUCUCCGGGAUCUGGAGGAUCUGGGGCUGGGGGUGGUGGUUACUUUGGUGGUGGCAGUGGAAGCGUUUUGGACUGGACCUACGGUAACAACCGCGUUACUUUCGGCGGUGGUGGCGGCGGUGGCUCCAGCUUUGUCCGAUCCGGUGUGACUGUUAGCAGUCGAAGUGUCACAGGUGGUACCGGGAGUGUUGAGAUUGUUUUCACUUCUUAG